CUUCUUUCUCAUACGCGGUCAUCAUAAAAGACUCGAUUGCCGCUACAUUUGUAACAAGUCACAGCACUUUUGCCUGGGUAUUUUGUUGCUGUUUGAAACAUUACAAACAUCGGGUCGGCGGCCGGUGCUGCAAAGUAAGCGGCGGUUCCCGCCUUCAUAAUCUUUCGUCCGUUAUAUAGCAACCACGCAAGAUUCACAGACCGACGAUGGACAUAUCCAUGCGAUAUUAACUCUGCCCUUGCUUUUUUACCACUAGCUUCCAUCUUGACAUUCUGAACAAGCCAAUACUAAGCACUGAAAGGAAAAAAUAAUGGCCGCAGCAGACGUCGAGAUGCCCUUGGCAGAAUCAUCAUCAUCUCUCGCGACCUUGUCGAGGAGACAGCAUUUGGGUCAGACAUUUGAGGCCUACCGGGCCGAGUUGGACGACGAGAAUGCCCUGCGAGAAAAGCUCAUCAUCCUCUCUCGAUCAAUCACCCAGCUGUCCAAGAAACUCAUCUUCCACCUCCACCGAGGAGCCACUUCCCAGCCAGCUCAACGUCAGAAAAACAUCAACGAGGCCGAGAAAAAGGAAAGAGAGAUUGCUGCAGUGUUCAAGAAUAUCAGACAAGAGUUGAGCGAUGCCAGGCCGGGUGAAAGUUGGGAAAGUGGGUUCUGGAAGUGGAGAAAGUCCAUAACACCUGGGCUUGAAGAGUACAUUGAAGGCUUGUCUUUCAUGUGGUACCUGCAACAUGGUGGUCUGGUGCCUCUCGACCAAGUGCAAAAAGCGCUUUCUGACGAGAAUGGUGAACCCUUGAUCUUCGUCACGCCGGAAGACUACAUCCUGGGGAUGUCUGACCUUACCGGCGAAUUAAUGCGAUAUGCAACAAACGCUCUCGGUACUGGUGACCAUGAGACUCCAUUAUCCAUCUGCGACUUUGUUCGAACUGUCAAGACUCAUUUUGACGCAGUCAAUCCAGAUGCUAUCAGGCAACUCUCAAAGAAACAGGAAGAGACUCAAAGAUCAUUAGAAAAGAUUGAGAAGGUUUGCUAUGCCCUUCGUCUUCGAUUAAUCGAGUUUGCAGACAGACCCGAUAUUCUCGCGCAAAUGGCAAAGAGGGCGCUGGAUGAUGCUGCUGAUAAAGGGCAGGGACCUGCUACCGAGUAAAGAUAGAGGGGGGCAAAGGAAGCAGUGCCGUUAUGCUGUACAUAUACACCGACCAUGAAAAGAAGCAGAUCGAAUAGGAUGCUGGAACUGGAGUGAGGCUCGAAACUCGAUUCGUUUUUGCGUCAUCCUUGCAUUCCAGACCUAAUUCUUAGCCCAGAGAAAAAAAAACGUACUUGCCACUCAUGACCAACAUCUGUACCAUAACAUCUAUGCAUGCAUGACAAGAGAAGGG
Messenger RNA from Cryptococcus deneoformans JEC21, 1376 nucleotides. RefSeq lists its product as hypothetical. Bases 311 to 1144 code for a protein of 277 amino acids. NCBI's taxonomy places the organism in Eukaryota, Fungi, Basidiomycota, Tremellomycetes, Tremellales, Cryptococcaceae. The transcript has 7 exons. Gene Ontology annotation, cellular component: cytoplasm; nucleus. Gene Ontology annotation, molecular function: RNA binding; RNA endonuclease activity; sequence-specific DNA binding. The record is from RefSeq and is a predicted model, not a curated record.